AUGGCUCAUCGUGUGAUCUUCUCACUGCUUUCACUCAUCCUUCUCUACCUAGCAAAUACAUCACAGUCUUACCACCCAAAGGUUCAAGCAUUUCUGCACCCUAUUUACAAAGACAAGGCCACAAAUCUCUACUCCUUGCCUUUGACCGUCGGCUCGGAUAUCCGCAGCCGGAACUUCCUCAUUGACCUCAACGGAGCCGCGCCGUUACUACUAAACUGCGCCACCGCCGCUAAAUCCACCUCCUACCACUCCAUAAAAUGCGGCUCCACAAGAUGCAAAUUCGCAAACCCUAAUUUUUCAUGUCCCAAGAACACCACCAAGAAGCCCAUGUGUCAUAAAUACGUCUCAACAUCGUUUUCGGAUCGACCAGUCAAUGCUAGGCUCCUCCGAGACACUUUUGGCUUACUAUACACACCUAAUGGAGUAUACUCCAUGGACGGUGAAAAGAUCUCUACGUUGACUCUGACUUGCACUGACGAUGCUACUGCCUUGAAACCUAUCCCUAAGGCUUUUGGUGGAUCCAUCGGUCUAGCUAACAACCACUUAUCGAUUCCCUCGCAGCUUGUCUCUAUGUACAAUCUUCCUCUGAAGAUGUCUCUUUGCUUGCCUUCCACGGAAGGUAUGAAGUCUUAUCACAAUGGUGAUUUUUGGAUCGGUGGAGGUCCUUUUUUCUAUCUCCCUUACCUUAAAGAUGCAUCUAAGAUCUUUGCCUCCACGGCUCUGAUCGGUAAUAACAAAAGUGAAUACUUAAUCGAUGUGAAGUCCAUCCAAGUCAGUGGAAAGACUGUUCCUAUACUCGGUGGACCGACAAAGAUCUGCACUUUGGCUCCUUACACCGUAUUGCAAAGUUCAAUUUACAAGGCUCUGGUCACAGCCUUUGUUGGAAGUGUAAAGAUGGCUAAAGCUCCUACGGUGAAGCCUUUCAGUGAGUGCUUCCACUCCAAUGGAAGGCGUGGAGUUCCAGUGAUAGACCUGGUGAUGAGUGGAGGGGCUAAGUGGAGGAUCCAUGGUUCGAAUUCUCUGGUGAAGGUUAAUAAAGAUGUGGUUUGUUUAGGGUUUGUGGACGGAGGUUUGUACCCGAAGAAUCCGAUUUUGAUAGGAGGUUUUCAGAUGGAGGAUAAUUUGGUGGAGUUUGAUCUUAAAGCUUCCAAGUUUUCUUUCUCUUCUUCUCUUCUGCUUCAUAACACUUCUUGCUCUGUUUCUAGGUUAUUUGGUAUGUAAUGCACAUAAUCUAUAGCCGAUGUUUUUUAAAAUAAAAUCUAUAAUCGAUGUUGUCAAGGCAUAAAUAUCCUUUCAAAUAAACU
This is a messenger RNA of Eruca vesicaria subsp. sativa (arugula), 1304 nucleotides long. The record is from the annotation of a GenBank genome assembly. Lineage: Eukaryota; Viridiplantae; Streptophyta; Magnoliopsida; Brassicales; Brassicaceae.